AGGCCAACUUGAAUGACUCUCAUAAUCAGAUGGUGGUCCACUGGGCUGGUGAGAAGAGCAACGUCAUUGUAGCCCUAGCCCGAGACAGCACAGCAGCCACCGGGCCCAAAACCAGUUCUGUCUAUGUUUCGUACAACUAUGGGACAACUUUCAUACCGGUGUCGGCCAACUUCCAGCUCUCUGAAGCGAAGGCCAAGAACGGCAGUAAGCAGGUCAUCUCUCAGUUCUACCACAGCCCUGUAGACAACCGCAGGUAUCUGUUUGUGGACUCCACCAACAACUAUUUGUGGAGCACAUUUGACUUCUGUAAGACGGUGCAAGGCUUCUCCAUCCCGUUCAGACCCACUGACCUGCUGCUUCACCCAACACGCUCCAACCUGCUGCUAGGAUAUGAUGGCUCCCAUCCCAACAAACAGUUAUGAAACAACGCUUCUGUACUUCACAUGAAACUGAUGAGAUCUACCUUGUUGCUGUGGAAGUCAGACGACUUUGGGGAGACGUGGGUGUUGAUCCAGG
Molecule: messenger RNA, 516 nt
Organism: Poecilia latipinna (sailfin molly)
Lineage: Eukaryota; Metazoa; Chordata; Actinopteri; Cyprinodontiformes; Poeciliidae
Product: sortilin-related receptor-like
Exons: 5
Coding region: 30-422 (130 amino acids)
Biological process (GO): protein targeting to lysosome; post-Golgi vesicle-mediated transport; protein retention in Golgi apparatus
Cellular component (GO): Golgi apparatus; membrane
Molecular function (GO): protein binding
Source: RefSeq, a predicted model, not a curated record